CUAUAAACAUUUAUUGAUUGACAGUCAGGAAUCGAACCGAAUGCAGCUGGCAGAAAUACAAACACAGAUGCAAAUGCAGUGCGAUUGUGUAUACAUGCAUGCAAAUAUAUACACUGAGAGAAACGAGCAACCACUGCAAAGUGUAUCGAAAAUAAAUAACUAAAAAGUAUUCAACUACAGCAAAUAUAGGCAAAAACAAUUGAGAGCUCUGCGGGCCAUCGACGAAAAUAAUUCAAUAUAAAUACUAUAUAACGUAUACGCGCCGUCUACCAUAUACUAUAUGAUAUCUUGUGCGAAGCAUAACAACAUUGAAGGGCGAAAAUAACAAAAACAGAAACAAUUGAGCCGCAGGUGCGAAUAAUGGCAAAGUGUGUGAAUAACCUGGAUCAAGGAGCCAACGCAGUCUGCAGGCAGCUAAACAAUUAUGAAAUUAAUAGUCUCUUAAUUGGUGCCGAUAAUAAGUAUUAUUGAAAACAAAUAUUGAACAGCAUUGAACCGGGCAGCAGCCGCCAGUGCGAAAAGUGCGCGAGUGCGAGAAAAGUCAAACAAAAGUCGUGCGAAAGUGUUGACAAGCAGUUGGCCAAGUUGUUUUCUCUUUUUCGGGCCAACAAGAAGACCUUGCUAUUCCUCGCCAAACUUUAGCGGAUCAGUGAACGCAUGAACGGUUGGCCAUGAAGCACGAGAAGAGUUUAGCCAUGGCCGCCAACGGUACGCCCCCGCUGAAGCGUGAUAAGCAGCGUCAGCAGCUGCUGGACUCGGCCAAUCCACGCAGUCCCAUUACCAAGGCCUUUGACUUUCUACCCUGGUCACGAAGUCGUAGCCGCAAGGCGGAGCCGGAGCCCAGCACAGCAGCUGGCGAGAAGCCCGCCGAGGUGCACUACCAUCGCAACAUCUUUCGCAGCGGCGGCGGCCUUAUACGCGACAUGCUCGUGGGCGACAAGGACAAGCUGCAGAAGGAUAAGCCGCCACAGUCUCCGCUUUCGGAGGCUAAGAAGGCGCAGCGCAAACAGAAGCAGGUUUCCCGUAACAAAAGCCUGGACAUUCGAGAGCUAAUUGGCUGCGUGGACAGCGAGCUGGUGCCGCGCACAAAUGCCUUGGGCUCGCCACAGCCACAGCGCUUCCUUGACGACACCUACAUAGAUAGCAAGCCACGUCACAUACUCUUCAACGACGAUGAAAAUACGGUGUAUCUCAUCAAGAAGGAGCAGCCAGUGGCCAAGACACACAAGUCGACGCCCACGCACAAUGCCCGAGACUGCAAUGGCGGGGAUGUGCUGAAGGCGCGGCUCAAAUUCAAGCGGCUGCCCAGCGACCACUAUGCGGCCUCUCCAGAGGCGCUGCGUCGUGCACAGCAGCUAUAUCAGCGCUCCGAGCAGCGUCACACGUUGCAACGUCGUAAAAGCCUCAGCGACUCACAUUACGAGAAACAGAGCACCUCCAGCUUGAGCAGCGGCGGCAGUGGCGGAUUGGCUGCGGCAGCUGGCACUGCGAGCGGCAUUAUGCUGGAGCGACCCAAGACGGAUAAGCCGCGCAAGAAGCUCUCCUUCCGCGAGCCCAUCGAGGCGGGUCUGUCGCCCGUGGUAAUGGCCAUGUCAGCGGCCAUGUCCAGUGAGCAGCGGCAGGAGCGACAGCGGCGUCGCAGCUCGCCGCUGGAACGCAUCAACGUUCAAUUGGGACAUGGUCAGGACUGUGAUAGUGUAUGCAAUAAUCGCAUAAAGGAUGCUAUUCACAGCGGCUAUGCCGCCAGUGAUCCGGAGUCUCAGGCCAUGCGCAUUGUGCGCACCGUCGGACAAGCCUUUGAAGUGUGCCACAAAUUUAAUCUUCAUAAGAAUUCCCUGGAGCCCAAUGACGAACGCUCCGAUGUCUCAUCGUCGGAGCUGCUGGAUGUGGAGCAAAUCAGCGAGCAGCAGCUCAGCGAAGAUGGAGGCGUCCUAACCAGCGAGACGCCAAAGAAAGAGCACUUGGGCAUAACGCCCGAUUUGAACCACACGCAGUCGCCGCCACAGCCGCAGCCGCAGCGGCCGAGCCACUUGGAGCUGCUGCCAACGCAGUCGAGUCUACGCAAAUCGACCAGCCUGCUGCAGUGCGAUGUGGAUGACAAAUCACCUGUUUCGCCCUCAUCGCCGCGCACUGAGAUAACCCAGCUUAAGGAUCAGCUGGAGGCGCAGGCGCAGCAGACACGUCAAGCACUUGGCCAAUUGAUGUUGGUGCGCGAACAGCUCAUCUCGGAAACUAAUGCGCGCAUCGAGGCGCAGGCGCGCACGCAGCAGCUGCUGCAACAGAAUCGCGAGCUGCUCGAACAUUUGGCAUCGCUGGGCGCUUACAACGAGCAGCAGACAGCCGGUCUGACCUCUGCGAACAUUGGCAUGGCCCCACAGCAGCAGUCACAGCUGCAGCUGCUGCUACAGGCGACCAGCAACAACAACAAUUUGGCCACCAUCAAUCAGCAGAUCAACAAUUUGGGCAACAUCAAUCAGCAAUUGACCUCGCUGAGUCACCAGCUCAGCGGCCUCAAUCAGCAGAGCCAAAAUCUGCAGAAUCUUCAGAGUCUGCAGCAUUCGCCGCCCACGCCAACGGCACAGGCGCAGCUGACGCCGCCAACGCCGCCGCUGGCCUCCAGUGGAGCCAGUGGUAGCAGUUCAUAUCCCUCGAUGAGCCAGUUGCAGACCAUCAGCAAUCAGCUGCAGCAGCAGCAGCAACAGCAACAGCAGGAUGCACUGUCCAAGGAUCUGUUUCAGGUCAACCAGGAGCUGUUGAAUCGCCUGCAGGCAUUGAAUCUUAAUGCGAAUGUCCCGCAGCAGGCGCAAACGCCAUCGGCCUCGCCGCACAAUUCCUACUUCUUUGUAAAUCCGCUGUCCUGUACACCAGCCACGCCGAAUAACAAUGCAGCGAGCGGAUUCAAUUUUCUGGCCUCGGCGAGCGGAAUGAAUGCAGGCACCUUGACACCAUCGCCGCUGGGCACGCUGACGCGCAACUCAUUUACCGGCAGCUCCAUGCUGAACGAGGAGCUGCGUCUGAGCAUAGAGCAGAAUCUGAACAAUUUGGAGGAGCAGCUAAAGGUUGCCGUAUCGAAUGGCAAUUUGGCUGGCUUGGCCUGCGGCGGAUCCACCAGCACCAGAGAUACCAGUCGCAGCUCUUCCACAUUGGACUCGCCAUCGUCGCCGCGUCAACGCAGAUGUAAUAAUAACAUCAGCCCCAGCAGCAGCAACGGCAACAAUAACAUUAACAACAACAAUGGCAAUGGCAAUGGCAGUGGCAAUGGAGGUAACAAUAACAAUUCGAGAGAAACCCGCUUCAAUACCGUGCUGCUGCGUGUCACCGACGAGGCGGGUCAUCAGCGCAAGCUAUCGGCCACGCCCAGCUUUAUAACGCGCAGCACCAGCGAGAAGGUGCCCAAUCGUAGCCAAAUGAUGAGCCAAGUGCAGCGCACCGCCUGGGCCAGGCACACCACCAAGUGAGCGGGAAGCCAGCAAACAUCGAGCGUGGACCAGCUCUUAAGUACAGAUAGUCACAUUAAGCUAAGUCGCAUGAGAGUGUAUGAAUGAGUAUGAAAAUGAGUAUGAAUAUGAGUAUGAGUAUGAGUAUGAGUAUGCGUAUGAGUAACAGUAUUAAAUAAUAGAGCUCAAUUUGUUUGUUAGUUUGCAUUUUAAGUUGUUCGAAAUUCUAGUCCUGCAAGUCUUUUUCAAAACAUAAACUGAGAAGAAGAAGAUACUACAACU
Messenger RNA from Drosophila hydei, 3719 nucleotides. Its product is annotated as capon-like protein. The transcript has 7 exons. The record is from RefSeq and is a predicted model, not a curated record. Gene Ontology annotation, molecular function: nitric-oxide synthase binding. NCBI's taxonomy places the organism in Eukaryota, Metazoa, Arthropoda, Insecta, Diptera, Drosophilidae. Bases 672 to 3458 code for a protein of 928 amino acids.